Molecule: messenger RNA, 1008 nt
Organism: Saccostrea cuccullata (small rock oyster)
Lineage: Eukaryota; Metazoa; Mollusca; Bivalvia; Ostreida; Ostreidae
Exons: 1
Coding region: 219-1004 (261 amino acids)
Molecular function (GO): nucleic acid binding; zinc ion binding
Source: RefSeq, a predicted model, not a curated record
AUUUAUUGAAGGUAUCACAACACGUGUCUGUCGUACACGUGUUUACCUAGUGUUGUUUAAAAUAGAUAAUCGAUCGGAUUGGUUAAUGUAUUUUUAGAAUACCUGUUCUACAGGUAUUCUAUUAAAGCACGCACGCUUUACCGUGAGUUCAAGUUUAACGCCAUUCGAAGGCUCUCUCUCAAACUGUGCAGUCUGACAUUCAAGAUAAGUUUUUCUCCAUGGAUAAUGAGGAAGAUAUUCUCAUGACUGACGAGACAACGGGAGGGAUUCCUAAGCUACCAGAUAACGCACAGUCCACGUCUACUUCAUUCGCUUUGACAGACGCAGUCAAAUUAUUGUCUACAGCUAUAUCCACCCAAUUUCAACAAUUAUCUGAAAAGCUGCAGGAAGACAGUAAAUCUUCAGCUCAGGAACUUUCUAAGAAGCUCAAGGACAACAUAGCUGGGAAGUUAAAAUACGAAGGAAACAAGGUUCAGUAUUUGUUUAAUGAAGAAUUGUUAGAGGAACUUGAUAAACUCAAAGAUUUAUCUACUCAUAAUGACAAAGUUGUUAAACGAAUCAAUGAAAAACUUAAAACCAGGCAAAAGUAUAUCAGAAUUGCAGACGGUUCCCCAGCUGGGUGGAAGACAGUACAAGAGUACCAAUGUAAUGAUAUUGCCGACGACUCGGAUGACGAGAAAAAGAUUAGGAGCGCGGAGAACAGAGCCCUCAGAAACAAUAGACGGAUUAAAAAGCCUCGUUUCCAACCUUAUGGCAAGCCCGUCCCUUCUGCUGCUGCUGGUUCUGCUGCUCAGCUUUCCGCACUCGCAUUGCAACAGGCAAACACAGUACAACAAGCCGGCACCAGCAAAUUUAUUCAGCAGCCCUUUCGCUUCAGUAGCAGACGGACACCACAGCCCAGCGACGUCUGCUACAAGUGUUUCCAGACUGGGCAUUGGAAAACAGGAUGUCCCCUCAACAGUCUAUACACCAGCAGCGCAGGCUCCAAUAUUAAGUCAAAUUGAUGAU